Acanthosepion pharaonis is the source of this 1287-nucleotide messenger RNA. The record is from the annotation of a GenBank genome assembly. Lineage: Eukaryota; Metazoa; Mollusca; Cephalopoda; Sepiida; Sepiidae.
AUGUUUCACUUAUUUAUUGUGAUGGUUGUUUUGGUUGCGGGAGGGAGCUUAAUAUUUUUAAUUUGUUUUCCACUUUGUACUCUUUCUCAUUCAUUUUUUUCUAAAUUUUCUUCUUAUUUUUAUUAUCCGUUCAUUCUUUUGCUCUCAUUUCGCGCAUGUUCAUUGCUUCUUUCUUUCUUAAUCUUUUUUUUUCUCUUUCUUUCUGGUUUUCUUUACUGUGGUUCUUCUGAUUUUGCCUUUUCUGGAAUUUUUAUUUUUCGAUUCUUUUUUUUUCUAUCAUUCUUGUUUUCUUCCUGUUCUUUUUUUUCAGAUUCUUCCUUUAUUUCCUUUUUUCUUUUUCUUAUUUUCGUUUUUAUUUUUCUAUUAUUUCUUGUCCUUCUAUUUGUUUCCCUUUUCUUCUUCCUAUUAUUUUAUUACUCGUUGUUUUUAUGCUUUCUUUCUACUGCUCGUUUACUCCUUUAUUGCUUCUUUCUUUCUUUUUCCUUCCUCCUUUAUUUUUCUUUCUUUUUCCUUCUCUCUUUUUCUUUCUUUCUUUCUUUCUUUGUUUAUCGUUUAUCUGUUUCCUUCUUUCUUUUUCCUUCGUCCCUUCUUUCUUUCUUUCUUUCUUUCUUUCUUUCUUUCUUUUUUUUGCUAGUUAUCUUUUAUCUGUUUUUCUUUCGUCCUUUCUUUACCUUUCGCUUAUUUUCUUUCAUCUUUUAUAAUUUUCCUUAUCGUUCCCUCCUUUUUCAUUUCCUUUUUGUCUUCAUUUGUCUUUUUUCUUUUAAUCCUUCCAGGAAAUGCAUACUCCCCUCCCUCCCUCCACGUCAUACUUUCCUCCCCUUCAGCCAACUUUUCCUAUUUUCCCCAGUCUUCCUAACUGUCGCUCUCCUUAUCCCCCUUUUUUUUUCUUUUUUUUUUCAUUUCUCCUUUCUAAUCUUUUCUUCCCUCUCCCCGACACCCCCGUGCUGUCAGCGAGUGCAGCCGGAUCCGGACCGAGUCGAGCCGACGAGAUUUGGUCUCUCUCUCUCUCUCUCUCUCUCUCUGUUUCGCCCCCCCUCUCUCUCUCUUAACCAUACUAAAUCUUUUACCCUGUUUUCUUCUUUCCUUCAAGCCCGCUCUUUUCCAUUGGUCAAUCUAUCCUUUUCCCCCUACCUCUCAUCCCCAUUCUCUCUCUCUCUCUCUCUCUCUCUCUCUCUCUCUCUUCUCGCAUUACCUCUGUUAUCAGUGAAUAACAUCCUUCAUUUCUUCCUUUCCUUCUUUUUUCUUACAUUACAUCCUUUCUUUCUUUGUUAUUUUUUCAUACUUUAA